CCGAUGAAGAAGAUGAUCGAUUAGAAGAUCAAAUAGAUAAUAAUUUGGAUGCACUUUCAUCGGGUUUGUCUAGAUUGAAUGCAAUGGCUGUGGCAUCAGGAGAUGAGAUUAGAAAACAAAAUGUUGUCCUCGAUCGUAUUUCGAAUAAGACUAAUGAUUUGGAUACUCGUAUUGCAGGAACAACUCAUAAAUUGAAAAAGAUUACAUAA
This is a messenger RNA of Dentiscutata erythropus, 209 nucleotides long. The record is from the annotation of a GenBank genome assembly. NCBI's taxonomy places the organism in Eukaryota, Fungi, Glomeromycota, Glomeromycetes, Diversisporales, Gigasporaceae.